CGCCUGCCCCGCCCCGCCCGGCACCGCGGGCCCGCUCGCAGGCAGCCGAUCGCCGCCCCGCCGCCUCCCCGUCCGCGCUCGGGCCGGCCCCAGCCAUGUCCAAGCCGCCACCUAAACCGGCCAAGCCAGGGCAGGUUAAAGUGUUCAGAGCCCUGUAUACAUUUGAGCCCAGAACGCCAGAUGAACUGUACUUUGAAGAAGGAGAUAUCAUUUACAUCUCAGACAUGAGUGAUACAAAUUGGUGGAAAGGAACUUGCAAAGGGAGGACUGGACUAAUUCCAAGCAACUAUGUGGCAGAGCAAGCUGAGUCUAUUGAUAACCCACUGCAUGAAGCUGCCAAACGUGGCAACCUAAGCUGGUUGAGAGAGUGUUUGGAUAAUCGAGUUGGGGUCAAUGGCUUAGACAAAGCUGGAAACACAGCUCUGUACUGGGCAUGCCAUGGAGGCCACAAAGAUAUAGUGGAUGUUCUGUUUACCCAGGCAAACCUAGAGUUAAACCAACAGAACAAAUUGGGAGACACAGCUUUGCAUGCUGCUGCAUGGAAAGGUUAUGCAGAUAUUGUAGAGAUGCUGCUCGCAAAGGGGGCAAGAACAGAUCUGAAGAACAAUGAGAAGAAACUGGCUUUAGACAUGGCAACCAAUGCAGCUUGCGCUUCCCUGCUUAAGAAGAAACAGAGUGCAGGUGCAGUCCGAUCAUUAAGUAAUGCAGAGGAAUACCUCGACGAUGAAGACUCCGAUUAGCUUUUUUCAUUCAGCCUAAAGAACUAUAACUUGCGUUGCUUUUGUCAUUCCCAAAACAUAUCUUUACAACUGUAAAAAUAUCUUACUUAGAGUAUUGCAGUCUUCCAAUAUAGCAUAUAAAUGAGAGGGUGAAAUCAUGCUUUCCAAAGGAAUAAUCUUCAUGUCUGCCAGAAGAUGCCACAUUUUAAAUCAGAGUUCCUUUGGAAUUAUCUUACAGAGGAAGUGUGGCAUACCCUUACUGUUGAACGGGCAGAGGACCAUCUUCUAAACUCACAGGUUUCAUCUCAGGCCUUCCCAGCAAGUGCCUUGUGUCUCUGGAAUACACUCCUCAAACUGAAAGGUCCCUCUGGGACAGCAGGACACCAUUGCUAACAUUUCCCAAAAUCUCCCUGGGUAUAGGUUCCUUUGUGCAGAUAAGAUAAUAUUGGCAGUCAGUACUGGCUGACAGGCAUGAAUGGAGAUGCUGCUAUAAAGAGUGACCAUCUUUUGCCCGCAUGGAGCCAGCAAGACAAGGUUUGAUUUAAAAAAAAAAUAUUUUUUG
This is a messenger RNA of Gymnogyps californianus (California condor), 1281 nucleotides long. RefSeq names its product osteoclast stimulating factor 1 (gene OSTF1). Gene Ontology annotation, molecular function: protein binding. Gene Ontology annotation, biological process: signal transduction. Bases 96 to 740 code for a protein of 214 amino acids. The record is from RefSeq and is a predicted model, not a curated record. The transcript has 10 exons. Lineage: Eukaryota; Metazoa; Chordata; Aves; Accipitriformes; Cathartidae.